Messenger RNA from Eptesicus fuscus (big brown bat), 1671 nucleotides. It is a transcript of the gene LYPD3, whose product is annotated as LY6/PLAUR domain containing 3. Gene Ontology annotation, cellular component: plasma membrane. The record is from RefSeq and is a predicted model, not a curated record. The transcript is spliced from 5 exons. NCBI's taxonomy places the organism in Eukaryota, Metazoa, Chordata, Mammalia, Chiroptera, Vespertilionidae. The coding region runs from base 69 to 1130 and encodes 353 amino acids.
UCAGGUAAGAGGACCGGGGCUGUGAGGCGGCACACGGAGGGGGAACUCUGAGGGAGCAGGAUCGCAUCAUGGACCCCGCCAGGAAAGCAGGUGCCCGGGCAGUGAUCUGGACCACGGGUUGGCUGCUGCUGCUGUCCAUGCUGCUUCAAGGAGCUCAGGCCCUGGAGUGCUACAGCUGCGUGCAAAAAGCCGACGACGGGUGCUCCCCGCAGAAGACCAAGACCGUGAAGUGCGCGCCGGGCGUGGAAGUCUGCACGGAGGCCGUGGGCGCGGUGGAGACCAUCCACGGGCAAUUCUCGGUGGCAGUGCGCGGCUGCGGGUCCGGACUCCCGGGCAAGAAUGACCGCGGACUGGACCUCUUCGGGCUUCUGGCCUUCAUCCAGCUGCAGCAGUGCGCCCAGGACCGCUGCAACGCCAAGCUCAACCUCUCCACGCGAGCGCUCACCCCCGCAGGUAACGAGAGUGCGUACGAGCCCAACGGUGCCGAGUGCUACAGCUGCGUGGGGCUGAGCCGCGAGGCGUGCCAGGGCGCCGCGCCGCCCGUCGUGAGCUGCUACAACGCCAGCGACCGCGUCUACAAGGGCUGCUUCGACGGCAACGUCACCCUGACGGCAGCCAAUGUGACCGUGUCCUUGCCCGUCCGGGGCUGCGUCCAGGACGAGUUCUGCACCCGGGACGCGGUGACGGGCCCCGGCUUCACGCUCAGCGGCUCCUGCUGCCGGGGGCCCCGCUGCAACGCAGACCUCCGCAACAAGACCUUCUUCUCCCCGCGCAUCCCGCCCCUGGUCCUGCUGCCCGUCCCUCAGACCACCGCUCCGGCCACCACCUCCACCACCUCCCCGCUCACCACGACCUCCGCCCCCAAAGCACCGACCAAGCGCGUCUCCUCCACCGUCUCCACCACCCAAUCCAGCCCCGCCUCCGCCAGCCAGACCCCGCCCAAGGCCGUGGAACCCCAGACCGCGCACCGAGAGGGGUCCGGCUUGGCCGGAGGCGCUGCCGGCCACCAGGACCGCAGCAACAAGGAGCAGUACCCCACGAAAACGUGGGCCCACAAUCAAGGCUCGGCGGCGCCCUCGGCCGGGCUGGCGGCUCUCCUGCUGGCUGUGGCUGCUGGCAGCCUCCUCUGAGCCUCUCCACCCGGGAGCCUCCUCCCUGCCCUCCUGCCCUCGCCCUGGGGCCCCGCUCCUCCCUCUCCCGCCACUGGACUGGGCUGGCCCAGCCCCCCCCCCCCCGCCCCCCGUUCUUCCAUUGACCUCAGUCCCCAGCUUCCGCUGCGCUGGUCUGCGGCUUCGGGAAAGAAAGGGGCCCUUGUACAUAUCCUCCUGGGCGUCCUAGCUUUUUGAGGCAGCAAAUGUGUCCCCCUCCUCCGACUCUCCCCCUUGUCGUCAUGGUGACGAGAGUAGUUGGAAUUGUCACAGGGACCGUGGGAGAGACAACGGGGAGCUUCCCCAUCGCCGCCCCGGAAGAUGGGGGGCAGAGUGGGAUAGCGGGUCCCUCCUCUGCGGGCUGCGGGCCCCGCCCCGCCUCUCCGUGGGAAUGGUCUCGGCCGCCGCCUUCCUCACUGGACUGUGAGCUCCUCAAGGGCAGGGACCGCGCCUCGGGCCUCUGUGUGGUCCGGUUCUGGAACAGAAAGGCCUCAAUAAAAGUUGGAUUGCUUUGUACAGCGUU